AGGGUUUUUGCCUUCCGUUUCGACUUUAGGAGCCUUUUGACUUCGACUUUACUUGCUUUGUUGCCCUCGUUUUCCAGCCUAUUCGCAAACUUCCAUCAUGCCUAGAUCCAAAUCUACCUCUACUCUUCGUCAGCAGAGGCUGAGUUUUGCUACCUCGAAACGUACUUCUAGCUCUGGAAACAAGAAACCUACUGGGAAUCCAAAAACUGUAGUGCUCGACUCGGUUAACGAAAUUGAUCUAUCGUCUUCCGAGGAUGAAGACGAAGAAGUUCAAAUUGUACGGUCUCCUCACAAGGAUAAGCGGGCUGUCGUUGGGUCAAGUAUCAAGAAUAAAGGGAAAGGGAAAGCUGAUGAGACUGGCCUUGUGGAAGGGGACCCCAAAUGGAAAUCCAUCUAUAGCGCAUAUAAGAAGAAAAGCGAGGUCAAAGAGCCUAUCCAUGGCGAAGAUCAAGACGAUUUCCACGAAAUACUUCGAGUUUUUGAUCUCUCCUACGAGUUUGGUCCGUGUAUUGGUGUCACAAGGUUGGAGCGCUGGGAAAGGGCUUCCAAGAUGGGCCUCAAUCCUCCACCCGAGAUUCAUGACAUUUUGACGACUCGGCAGGGAAGGGACCGUUCCGAUUAUGCGCAAAAUGUCUUCUAUGGUCAGGUGUGAUGACUGUAGAGAUAAUGCGCGCCUUUUCUCUGUUAUGCUUCCAUCCCAGCCUUUGCCCUGCUUCCCUAUGCUCUUCUAGUUUCCACUCCUGCUGUACUAUUACCUUUUGCUUUCGAACCACAUAUCAGUGGCUUUUGUGCUGAAGAUGCAAUUUCAUACUCGUUUGUUCAACAAUGACCCCCGUGGGAGAGAAUG
This is a messenger RNA of Desarmillaria tabescens, 847 nucleotides long. RefSeq names its product DNA polymerase delta, subunit 4-domain-containing protein. Lineage: Eukaryota; Fungi; Basidiomycota; Agaricomycetes; Agaricales; Physalacriaceae. Gene Ontology annotation, molecular function: DNA-directed DNA polymerase activity. Gene Ontology annotation, biological process: DNA-templated DNA replication; DNA synthesis involved in DNA repair. The transcript is spliced from 6 exons. Bases 98 to 652 code for a protein of 184 amino acids. The record is from RefSeq and is a predicted model, not a curated record. Gene Ontology annotation, cellular component: delta DNA polymerase complex.